AUGGUCAGUAUCCUCCAAGCUGUCCCUUCCAAAUUGAAUUCGAAAACAAUCGCGAUACCUUUAAAAACUGGGCUCUCUGAAGAGCUCAAAAGUUUUCUUACCAAAAUAUCUUCCAAAUCCGGAAAACAAAUAAUUCCAAAAAGUAUCAAAGGUGAAUAUGAAGAAUACCUUAAACUCCAAAGGUUCUCUUCCUUCUUGAAAUUUUCUGUAAGACCUACCGGCUCACCAGAUGGACAUGCAGUCCUUCCCCCUUUCCUCCCUCAGGUAAUCCAGGACGUCCAUUUUGAAAGCUAUAAAAGAGAAUUCCAAGAAUAUUUAGAAGGCUUAAACUUCGCAUUCAAUGACAAUUCAACAUUCUCUCUUAAAUUUCAGUCUGAAUUAAAAAAGUUCCAUAUCAUAUCACUCAGAUUACCAACCGGUAAAGUUAGUCACGCUAACUACGUGAUUGAUGCUUUUCUCAAUGAAGGGGAUGAAAUUAUCUAUCAAGACGUUCCGUCAGAUGAAUCGAUAGACUCUAGAGUUAGCAUUCCUGGGUCUUUAUAUGCCUACGCAUACUCUGUCAUCACCUUACGGGCGCGGGCCCUGGAAAUUUCUUCAGCUGUUGAAUCUUCUAAGGAAACAGCAGCCCAUGAAUCGGUCGAAGAACCACCAUGA
Molecule: messenger RNA, 654 nt
Organism: Hemisphaericaspora subhashii
Lineage: Eukaryota; Fungi; Ascomycota; Pichiomycetes; Serinales; Debaryomycetaceae
Exons: 2
Coding region: 1-654 (217 amino acids)
Source: RefSeq, a predicted model, not a curated record